This is a messenger RNA of Triticum dicoccoides, 444 nucleotides long. RefSeq lists its product as uncharacterized. The coding region runs from base 1 to 444 and encodes 147 amino acids. The record is from RefSeq and is a predicted model, not a curated record. Lineage: Eukaryota; Viridiplantae; Streptophyta; Magnoliopsida; Poales; Poaceae. The transcript is spliced from 2 exons.
AUGUUUAGCCUAAGCUCCCCUCCCCUAGCUCUCGAGAGGAAGCUAAAGCUCUCCACCACCUACACUAUUCUCCUAGUGUUCUUCCUCUUCACUCUCCACAUCACCUCAUGCGAAGCUCGUCGUCUCCUCGUCAAUGGCAAGCACUUAAGCAGCAGCAAGUCUUCCUCGUCAUCUCAGGAUGCGGCAGAGGUUGCUGAUGCCCAGAAGAAAACGAGAAGCUCGUUGAUGGUUCAUGAUGCGGGGAAGAAGGCUCGAGCUGCCGGAAGCAGCAUCGAUCAGCCGACGGGCGCGGGAGCAACAUUGAUCAAUCGAUCAGGUGGAAUACGAAACACCACGCAUGCCGCUAGGGUUUCGCAGCAGCUUCCUCAUCGCAAGCACAUGGAUGAUCAGGGAAUUCACCUGGAUUAUGCUCAGCCUAGAACCCGCACUCCGUAUCACAACUGA